This is a messenger RNA of Cotesia congregata, 1635 nucleotides long. The record is from the annotation of a GenBank genome assembly. Lineage: Eukaryota; Metazoa; Arthropoda; Insecta; Hymenoptera; Braconidae.
AUGAGAGUGAGUCCGAUAAUACUCUCAGCAGCGGCUCGACUAGCUUGGCUAGACGGUCGUAUGACCCAUGAGGAUAUUAUCGCAUCGGCAUUAGUAUCAUCACCAUCCUCGUUGUCAACAACAACAACAACAACAACAACAACAACAACAACAACAAGAACAAGAACAGCAGCCAGAGAAAGUAUUUCUUUUGAAGCGAUGAUGAUAACCGCUGCUGUUGCUGGUGUCUCAACAGGAACAACGACAACUGGUCCAGAAUUAUCCACUGAAUUUUUCCUCAUACCAGAUUCACACCACCCGGAUAAAAAUAAUUUAGCAAGUGUAGCUAGUGUGAUAAGCGUACCGGCGCCAAAUCAAACUAUAUCUAUCUAUCCACCACCACGAUUUCCUAUCGACGAUACACGAAUACCAGGGUAUCCAGUAGUAACACCCCAUCAGACGAUACUGCGUCAGCGAACCUGGGCAUUACCACUAGCCGCUUUAAGUGCCGCUGCGAUGCUGCUUAUGGUUGCCUUCGAGAUCUUCGUACUCCUCAAGGCAAGAGCAGCCGCACCUAGUAGACGACAUCUAUUUCUUGGACAAGCACUUCUUCUAGGACUAUUUUUACUGGCUGGACUAUCAGCGGCAGCAUCACUAGCACCUAAUCCACUUUCGUGUGCGGCAUUUAGACUAGUUGGGCUACCAGCGGCUCUGGUAUUUGCCGCGCUUCUUGUCAAGUGUGUCUUUCUGCUUUCCCUCAACAGCGGUGUCUAUCUUCCAGCGCCGUAUCAGGCGCUCGUUCUUAUAUUUGCUGUGCUCGUUCAAGUGGCAAUUGUGGGCCAGUGGUUUUACGGAGAAACACCGGCUGUUAUUCGGCCUCGAAUUAUUGAAGCCAAUACUCCAUUCAUUCAGCAACAUACACUUUGCAAAACACCUCUUGGACAAACUGUUGCUUCAUUAGGUUAUCCAGGCAUAUUACUUAUCGCCGUGACUUGUCUAGCAAUACGUGCUCGUGGAGUACGUGAUAAUUACCGUGAAGCAGCUUUCAUCGGUCUAGCAGUAGGACUGACACUUCCUAUUUGGCUGACAAGUGCAAUAGGUUCCACGGUUGCCGUUGAGAAUGAUCGUGAGGCCUGGCUAGCUUACGGGUUACUCUCAACGGCACUUAUUGUUUUUCUUACCAUGUUCUUGCCAAAAGGACGACAAUUAGCCGCGCUGGGCCGUGAAGGACCUGGUGGGAUUCCCAGCGGGGUUGCUGGCGGUACAACUGUUGUUAUUCGUGAUCAUGACGAUGAUCGAUUGAGUUCGUUACCCGGCAGUGGAUACUCGCCCUCCUUUUUCCAUUUCAAACCUGCUGAGGCCAGUCUGAAAAGGAAGAUGCAUUAUCAGAGCGCAGAUCGUGUGGCAUUGGUAUCCUCGGGAAUGCCCGGCUGCAGUGCGUGCAGACACGGAAGCAGUCCUGUUUACUCAGAAGAUAGCGAGCGAAUUAAUGAGAUGAUUAAUGUUGUAGAUAUGCAGGCACCUGUGGAAACAUUUGUUCUGCCCCAUGGAAUGUAUCUUCAAGGACCUGAACUUGACGCAGGAAACCUUUACACCACGUUAUCGGCUAAUCCUAAUGUUUUCUUCCAACGAGCCCAUCCAGGAAUGAUUUACUGA